AUGAAAGAAGAUCAAUUAAAAUCUGCAUCAGAAUUAAAUCAAAUUUUAUCUCGAGAAUUAGAACGAACAAGUAAAAUAUUUGAGACAAGUGUAGAACGUCAAUCAACAUCAAAUGGUACAUGUGCAAUUGCAUCAACAUUUCAAUUUAUCAUGGUCCAUAUACAUAUGGAUUUCGAUGUCUCAUGUGAUCAAAUAUAUUAUGAAUGGUUAAGUGACGGAGUUUUACUAUUAGAAAUGGAAAAUUAUACAAUUAUUAUUAAAUCAAUUGAAUAUCCUUCACUUCUUAUUGAUCCAUUUGGACAAUAUGAUCAAUGGAUGGGAAAAUGUUAUAAUCUUCAAAAAAUUCAUUUUGAUAAUCAAUUAAAACAUGAUGUUGUAAUGUCAAUUGAACAAUCAUUUUUAUCUGGUUCAAAAAUUUAUAUAAAAAAUUGUAAUACAUUAGAUAGUCUUCUUUAUCCAUUAGCACAAUGGAAAGCAACAUCACACGAAUCAAAUUCUAAUGAUGAUUCAAAUUUAAUAAUUUAUUAUAGUCGCUGUUUAUAUUGUAAUACAACAUUUCGUUUUUAUUUUCAUACUACUUGCGAUUCACUUGAUAAAGUUUCAUCAUCAUUGUAA
This is a messenger RNA of Adineta steineri, 615 nucleotides long. Lineage: Eukaryota; Metazoa; Rotifera; Eurotatoria; Adinetida; Adinetidae. The record is from the annotation of a GenBank genome assembly.